Messenger RNA from Symbiodinium sp. CCMP2592, 3483 nucleotides. The record is from the annotation of a GenBank genome assembly. Lineage: Eukaryota; Dinophyceae; Suessiales; Symbiodiniaceae.
AUGCAGCGAUACGGAAGCAGCACUGCAGAGCAACUGCUCCGGGACGAGAUCCGCCAGGUGCAACUUCGUCUUCGCCAGCGGCAACCUCGCAACAAGCGAAAUUCGGCAGAUCCGUCCACGCUGAGAUGCUCCCUGACAUCGAGUGCUUCGGAGCCACAGUUGUCUGAGAGAGAGGACCGACUACCCAGCCCCUGGGCUGCUGCAGGAGCGAUGCGUGAGGCUACGCUGGGGCGCCGUGGCAAGGGGGACGUGCGCGAGCCGCUUCAGAAGUCUCUGGAGGCUUCUAGACUGGAGCUCGGUGCCAUGCGCGGCCCACGACAGCCCUGCCGAGCUCGCCACGGCGUAGGUGGCGUCGACGUGGGCCCGCGCGCAGGAAACCUGCGACCCGAAGACGUGUCUGGAUCUGGCUACGGUGGUGUGUCGUCAUCAUUUUAUGGCGAUGGACCACUGGAGGCUGGGACACGGCCAAGGACAACGAGGAAGUGGCAGGAUCCCCUGAUUUUGAAGUCUGCCAUACGGCUGACCAAGCUGGAGGCUGUCAGGCGCAUCUGGGCAAACAUGGUGGAUCUGGAGAACAUUGCGGAAAUGUGCUCAUCAGCUCACUCCUCAACAGGCAGGUUCACUGCAGCCCUUGUGAAGGCGGGUUCGGCAGAUUGGGCUCUGGGCAAAUUGCGGGUAGCCAACUACCCAAGAGUUCAGAAAUCAGUCUACUGGUCCGCAAUCUCCAUUCACAAAAGACUGCCGCAUCUCAAGAGCCUACCCACCGACAACCGGCACUUGCAAGCUAUGUUUGAUCUGGGACAGCAGCGCCAUCUGACAGUGGAAGACAGCCGUCGCCUAGACCUGACUCUUCUCGCAAAGCGAGCUGCGUUCCGUCUCGGCAGACCUCGAGUGGCAAAAGUGCUGGAGGGGAGGCAGAAACUGCUCCAGACCGCUAGAGAAGACUGCCGAAAAGUAUGUGAGGAUGAGAACCUGGGGAGGUGCUCUUUUGAGCCUGACUCAGCAGGUAUGGCCAGGCAUGAACUGUUGGAGAUGCGAAUUGCCGACUGCGAGAAGUUGUUGGACAUGGAGCCUUCAGAUGAUGAAAUCGCCAUAUCAAAACGAAUCCCGCUCCUAAGGGAAAUGACAGAGUAUCUGACAUCAGGCACCACUGCCGACAUGAAGGAUUGCUUGUUCAUACGGGAGGGUGAGAGAUUUCUGCUACUGGUCAAGUGCAAUGACAUGGCUGUUCUCAUGACAGAGACGACAGGACACACAAAUGGGCAUUACAACAUGGCGCGUGUUGCUCGCAUGGAAUCCUUCCUGUCCUACGGCAGAUUUCCUCGAUGGCAGGGAGAAGAUGAUGACCUCUCUGAGCGUCCAACUGUCGAGUCACGUCUGGAUAGAGAGGGCAGACCAACCGUCUCGGGCAUUAUGCAGCUGAUGACUGACAUGGUCACCCUCACAGGCUGCCACGGUUCACAUCUGAUGGACGGAUUUGGGGACUUCGUCUUUACAAGGUAUCAGGGUGUUCAUGAGCCUCUGAAAUUCGGCAAAGAAGCCUCUGAGGCAGUGAUGGAUGAACAGCUAGAGAAGAUCAGGAAGAUUGCCGCAAUGCCGGAAAGAAUUGGUCAGCUUGACAUCCUGGAACUUGUGGCUAAAAAAUAUUCCGCCCCUCUAAGCGCCCCUCUAAGCCAUUGCCAUGACUAUGAGAGACUGGCGGAAACCAAGCGGGUGGCGGCGAUUCUUCUGGAGAGGGCAGGACAGGCGAUGGAAAGGAUUCCGGAUGCUGACUACCUGAGUGAGAUCAGAGGGUGCAACAGGUUAUCAGCCUAUCUCCCGGUUGCCCAGGUAGCAUCGUUCAACAGAUCUAGAACGGUCAUGGCAAAGCAGCCGCUUGAGGGUGAGAAACUGAGCAGGGCUGUGAAGAGGGCCAAGGGUUAUGCUGUGCUAGAGCUGAUCAGAAGGGAGCUCCGAGAGAACAGUCGAUUCCCACGAGGCAGCUAUGACGGCAGCAACAAGCUCCUGAAGCAGAUGCUAGAGACAGGUCUAACAGACAUAGAUCGGCUCAGGUCCGAUCAGGCAUCGCUGGAGGAUCUUGCUGAAGUUCGGUUUGCACAGAUCUGCGUGACUGAUCUCGCGGACAACACCAGGAGGUCCCUCAUGAAAACCUCUGAAAUCAGACCGAUUCAUCUUAUUGAGACCGCCAACAAGCUCUGCUGUUUUCUUUUGCUGUCGCGACUGUAUCCCAAUUGGCCGGUCCCAACCUGUCAGUUUGGUGCCAUUCGGGGUGGUCAAGUCAUGGAUGCCAUGGCUGCGGCGCAGUGGCAGGUGAUGACGGAGAGUUUCCAGGGUGCGUCGACGCACCCUGGGAUCUGGGUUAACGCAGACAUCAAAAGUGCUUUCGACACCGUUAAUCAUGCUGCCUUAGCCAAGCUUGUGUUUGGCAACUGCCCGGAUCACCUUUGUCGUGAAGCUCUCCAGCUACUCCAGAUCGCACUUCACCCUCAGCUUGUUUUUGAGUGCCUUGGAGAGCAGUGGACGGCAGAGCAGAAGCAGGGAGUACAACAAGGCCACAGUUACAGUGCCAUUGUUUUCUCGCAUCUUAUUGGCAACAGUGUGCAUUCUCAGUUCAGCACGUGGAAAGACGCCGGUCAUCGCAGUGAUAUUGGAGAGUGGGAAUGGUUGUUUGUUGACGAUCUCAUUCUUCGUUUUCCUGAUUGGCACACUGCCGUUCACCUUUUGCCCAAGAUGCAGCAUGCUCUUUCGCUCGUGGGUCUGCGUUUCAACGUGCGCAAGACACAACUUUUCGCCGCGGAGGACAUACUCCGCCAAGGACGACUGCUCGAUUUGAGCCCUGACCACGUACUUAGUAAGAUUCCUUGGGGCUCGGACACUGUGUACCUACGCAAACCACUGAGACACCUUCAUACUGGUGAAUCCCUCUACGACCUUCUGGGCCCGGUCAUGAAGAGAGCUGUGCAUCAAGGGCUAGGCGGUAUUCGUCCUUUGCUCAAAGGAAUGAGAUGGGGUGAUCCUGACUUGACUGUACAGGUGAUUAACAAGUAUGUUGGUGCCAAGUGGUUCUGCAUGGCGCCGCUAAUGGUUCCGAUAGUUAGCCAUGUGAAAGACAUGCUUGUCUUGCAAGUCACAAUCCUCGUCACGAUCAUGCAACUCUUCAUACCUGAUUCUUGCAAGCACGAUGCGGCGCUCAGUCUCCAACGCCUGCGUCGACGAGCGGUGUCCAUAUUCUUGUCUUCCAAGGUUCAUGCAUCAUGGGCUACCAUAUGGCGACUUCGGUCUUGGGGAUAUGCAGGACAUCUCUUGCGAAAACCCCCUGAACAUGCUACACGUCGUAUCCUGUUGUCCUUCGGCAGUAAGACUCGUCUACAGCAAACAGCUUCAGCCGCCUACGUUCAGACUGACGUGGGCGAGGAGUCGCUUAUUGCUUUCGCUGCACGUCGUGAAGUGUGGAGGGCCAAGGGACAACAUGGCCGAGUCUGA